UUCGUCAUAAGAGUUUUUAAUAUGUGAACAUGUAAUCAGUUAUUUUAUUUAUUCGCCAUUUUAGUCGGUGGCUUUGUAAAAUCAUUUGAUUUGGUAACCAUAAAAAGACACGAGGAUAUUACUGUAUAUUAUUACGAGAGAACUAAGAUUAUAAAAAUGAAGAGACAGAUAUAUUUAGAGUUUAUGUUAUUGUUUUUCCUUCUUCUAUUCCAAGAGACUAAAACUGCAUCGUGUACUAAUGCUAACAUCAAUGUUGAUGGUAGGUCUCCCAUUGGUACGAUUGUUGGCGACUUAGGAUGUACAGGCACGAAUUUAAAUAUAGUCAGCGGAGACACGAAUAACAUGUUUAGUGUCGAUAACCAAGGAAAACUCACAACAAAGCGUUUUCUUUAUGAGUCUUUGGAUUAUAAAUAUGAGCUGACAAUAGACGGUGUUGAUAAUGUUAUCCAAGUUGCUGUUACCUAUGUUAAUACAGCAGCGCCACUUUUUUCAAACUUGCCAGCGUCAAUAGAAGUUGAUGAGAACACCCCAAUUGGUACACAGAUUUAUACGUUUAGUUUCUCUGAUGCUGACAAAGCAACAGGUGGAUUAGGCGGAGUGGCCUAUGUCGAUUUCUUUAAGCCAGGAGCCAAUGCUGCAAAAAAAUGGAUAAUUGAAAGAGCAACUGGAGCUUUCUAUGUGAAUACGGUAUUCGAUGUUUCAGUGAAAUCAAAAUACACACUGGGAAUCCAGGCAUAUGACAUGCAUCCUACAACACCCAAAAAAUCUGGCAAACAAGUGCUAACAAUAUCUCUGAAAGAUGCUAACACUCACUCACCAGGAUGCAGCAAAUAUUCGAAACUGAUCAGCCUAAAAGAAAAUGUUAGUGUGAACACAACAGUUGAUGCCCUAAAUUGUACAGACAAAGAUAAGGGGGCCAAUGCUGCUUUAUCUUACAGAUUAGCAGAGAGCAAUAGUCAAGAUGUUAAAGACACUUUUAAGUUUGAAUCAAAUCAACUGAAAUUAAAAUCAGAAUUAGAUUACGAAACAGCGACUAUUUAUAAUAUUGUUGCUGAGGUUUAUGAUGGGGGACCAUUAAAAAGAACCACUACCGUUCAAAUAACUGUUAACGUUGAAGAUUUUGAUGACAAUAUUCCAGAGUGGCCUGAAACCACAUUGUAUGGUUCUGUAUCGGAGACCGCACCACUUGGUACAAUCAUAUUGAACGCAACGGCUUCCGAUGGCGAUUCACCGGGUAUUCCGUCUACUAUCACUUAUGGCAUUCAAACAAAAGCUGCCCCAGACUGUCUUUCAAUUGAUCCGGACACAGGUAGCAUUACUCUUUCCAAAUCAAUAAGUGAUUUUGUAAACAUUGAUUGGAUAAGUAUGGAAAUUUUCGCUUAUUCAUCUAACCAAGUACUAAGCAAGAGUACUAUUAUCGUUAACAUUACUAUUAUAGAUGAAAACAACAUUGUACCACAGUUUAGUCAGUCAUCUUAUCAAGUUAGUGUAAAUGAAUCACAACCUAUUGGCUCAUCGAUUUUAACAGUCAGUGCAACAGAUCCAGAAUUCGGGGAUAAUGGAGAAAUUGAAUAUUAUUUAACAUCAACUCUUUUUGCUGUAGACCUGAAUGGUGUUGUCUUAACAACAGCGUUGCUUGAUUUCGAAACGAGCAACGUGCAUACAUUAACUAUAUUGGCAAAGGAUAAAGGUACACCAACACAGACAGGUUCUGCCGUUCUACUUAUUCGUAUAUUACCAGAAAAUGAACAUGAUCCAAUUAUUGAAGGACCCAUAGCUGCAAUUAGUAUUGCUGAAGACACACCACCAGGUGCAGUUUUAUCUUACAUCAAUGCCACGGACCAGGAUGGGGGACUUGAUGGUGACAUCACCUUUUCAAUUCAGAACCCAUUGGACCCAUUUACCAUUGAACCAAAGACGGGGUUGUUUCGUGUAGGCAGCGCCUUGGACCGAGAAUUUAAAGACACAUGGGAAGUAGUUGUUAUAGCAGUCGAUGAUUCAGAGACAGCACCACGAACCACGUCAACAACAGUUACGAUUAGUAUCACAGAUAUAAAUGAUAACACUCCGAUAUGCGAACCAUUGCCUGACAUUAUUGUUACGUUACCUCAUCAAAUAGGCCGUCAGUUAGCAACCCUUAAAUGUACGGAUCUAGAUGAAGGCGAUAAUGCCGAAUUAACUUUCGAAAUAAGUUCAGGAAACACGAAUCCCGUUUUUGGAAUUAACGAAAUGUCCGGCGUUAUAACUCUUGAGAAAUCCCUUACCGAAGACAGAUACACACUAACCAUUGAUAUCCAAGACAAAGGCAGCACGCAACGUAAAACUAACAUUAUUUUAACCAUUUUGGCCGAGAUUUCGUUUACGUUUUCUGCCCUUCCUGCCACUAUUAACAAUAUUACAGAGAAUACCCAGCAGGCGCUCAGACUAUUUCACGUACAAGCCUGUUGUGUGUUUGGUGCGGUUCAAUAUGAGAUUGUUUCUGGAAAUGAAGAUAACCGUGUGGCCAUAGAUCCAUCAACUGGAACUGUUAUUAGCCUGAAAAGUUUUGAUCGCGAGUUCCAAAGUACAUACAUAUAUAACAUAAAAGCAAUUAACUCAAAUACCAAUACCACAGUUGAGAGUGAAUUGACAGUAGAAAUAAACGAUUUAAAUGAUGUUACACCCACAUUUGACACAAGUUUGCACUUUGUAAAUGUGUUUGAAAAUGUGUCUAUCAGUACAUCAAUAUACGCAGUGACUGCGCUGGAUAACGAUCUAGACAAAAAUGGGGAAAUCGUAUAUAGUAUACAGGGUGGAAAUAACGGGCCUGCCUUUGAAAUAGACAACAAUUCCGGAAAUCUUAUCCUCAAAUCAAAAUUGGAUGCAGAUAUCAUCACUCAAUAUUCCCUCGUGAUCGUGGCAACGGAUAAGGGAGAUACACCCUUAACGGGAACUACAACGGUUGUUAUUAAAGUAAAAACGAUUAAUGACUUCAAACCAAAAGUUUUAAACGCCGCCGAAAAUGGUCUUAUAUUUACCAAUGUAACAGAAAACGAAGCUUUGGGUGCGAUUGUGUUUGUGUUCCGAGCCCAGGAUCAAGACAAUAAUACCGAUUUUACGUACAUGAUCUCACAAGGUAACGACGAUAAGACCUUUAUUAUUGAUGGCGAAAAGGGCGACAUAUAUCUCAGAAAAAUAUUAGACAGGGAAACGGUUAAUAAUUAUAAUCUAACAGUAGAUGUUGAUACAGCUGAUGGUGACAAGGUUUCGGCAGUUGUAGUUAUAGAUGUUUUGGAUGUUAAUGAUAAUGAUCCCAAAUUUUCAACAGAUGUUCAUCAGUACGAGGUUAUACACGAAGAUCCCAUGGACAAAGUAAUCGCGACGUUCACCAUUACUGAUCGUGAUAUUGGUAGCAAUGCAGAUAUUGCCUCACUUUCAAUAACGGACGGAGAUUCUUCAGGUCGCUUCAAAAUAGUCAACAACGAUAUUCUAACAAAUGUGCAAGUGGAUUAUAAUACCGGAAUCGCAUAUUCCUUAACAAUUACAGCAACGGACUCUGGGAAUCCAGCGAGAUCAAGUUCUAUUAGAGUCAUCAUAAAAGUUCUACCAAAAUUCAAGCCACCACGUUUCGCUAUGACAGAGUAUAAUGCACCUCCUUUAAGUGAAGAUAUUUAUCCUGGAAGUGAAGUUUUUGAUGUUAAUGCCACAGUAGAUGGUGCAACAGAGGGGUCUGAUGGUACAAUGCAAUACAGCAUAGCAUCUGGGAAUACGGACAAUGCCUUUUAUAUUUCAGAUACAGAUGGAAAAAUAUUCACGGCAACCACUAUGGAUUUCGAAAAGCUAGAAGCCUACGCUUUAAACAUUGAAGCACGUAGUAAAGAGGAUUCAACAAAAUCAGACACUACAUUAGUUAAAAUAACAAUAAAAAACAUCAAUGACCAUACCCCGACAUUCACAAAACCGUUAUAUACAUUUAAUAUAGAUGAAAAAACUGCACCACCGGUAGAUGUUGGGCAAGUCAGUGCCAACGAUCUCGACAAGAUACCUUAUGGUAACAUCACCUAUAGUUUGGGAACUUUCAUUGGUUCAACUGAUUUCACUAUUAAUACUAAUGGUAUGCUACAGACAACAGAAGAACUAGAUUUUAUGACGCAGAAUUUAUACAGCAUUCCAGUAAUGGCCAGUGACGGAGGUGUCAUUAAAGGAGAAGCACUAGCAGUUAUAGUGGUAAAUGAUAUCAAUGAUAAUGCUCCGGCAUUUUCACCAGAUAAUGUGAACAUAUCGGUCAUUGAAUCAUUUGGAGUAGGACAAACAUUUCAUACAGUGAAAGCUACAGAUUUAGACACCGGGAUUAAUGGACAAAUAACAUAUCAAAUACAGUCCAGUUUUACAGAGUUUGCUUUAGACCCAGUUUCAGGGGCUUUGACAAUCGCCUCUUCAUUAGAUCGAGAAACUAAGGAUAACUUCAACCUCAUCAUAAUAGCUGUAGAUAACGCUACGACCGAUGCCAAGACCGGGACAUUGACAAUGACUAUAACUGUCACCGAUGCAAAUGACCAUGACCCGGCAUUUAACGUCGCAAAUAUGGAUGUAACCAUAAACCGCUUUGAUUCUCCUGGUGUCUUUGUGUACAAGGCAGUAGCAACUGACGGUGACAUCGGGGGCAAUUCUGCAGUGGAAUAUGAAAUCAGUAGUGGUAACAACGAUGAUUUGUUUGUAAUUGGGGCUUCCAGUGGUGAAAUAAAAACAAUUUCGUCAGUAAGAAAUGCAAACAAUCAAUAUUCACUAACUAUUACGGCGAGAGAUAAGGGUUUACCAACUCGCAGCUCAUCUAUGAUGCUUAACAUAGAAAUAAUUCCUUUUAACCUAGGCGUUGUGAGUGAUCAAACCAUAUCCAUUAAAGAAUCCACGGGUAUUGCAGUUGAAGUGGCGAUGAUCACUCGAAAAACUAAUCACGCUAAUAGUGCUGAUUUAAGGUACAACAUUGUCAAUGGUAACUACAAAUCUAGUUUUAACCUGGAUCCCUUGACGGGAAAGUUGACCACUGCAGGGUCAUUAGACAGAGAAGAAUACCCCUUGUUUAUAUUAACAAUUAAUAUAAGUGACACUGCCAUUCCUUCCUACACCAAAAUAGUGACUGUCAAUGUUACAGAUGUUAAUGACAAUGCUCCAGUUUUUCAUAAUGUGGAUACUUCUGUCGAUAUUGUUGAGAACAUUCCAGCAGGUUUAAUUAUAACCAGCUUUACAGUAACAGAUGCUGAUGAAGGUGUUAAUGGUGAGUUUGAUUUGACGAUAGAAAAUACAGAACCAAAUGUACAAGAACAUUUUGAACUCACUGGAAACACCCUGAGAUUGAAGAAACCGCUUGAUUAUGAAGUAUUUAAUUCCAUUACAGUUAAGGUUGUUUCUACCGACAGGGGAGCAAGCCCUCAACAGAAUUAUGUUGAUAUUCUAAUAAACGUUAUCGAUGUCGUUGAUGCUAACACUGUAAACAAUGGAUCUACAGAAAAACCACCCAUCUAUAUCACGAAAGAGAUAUCAUCAAAUGUUGAAAAAGACUCAGUGGUGACCAAAUUAAUUUCAAACGACUUUGGAGUAAGUACUCCUGUUGAAACUGAGAACUAUUUUUUACUUGGCGAUGACGAAAUAUUUAAUAUUCAACAGUCGGGAAAUGUAGCUGUGACAAGUGUAGAUGGUUUAGAUCCCAAUAAAAAAUUCUUCUUAUCUGUGAAGACUUCCAUCAAAAACAGUGCGGAUGAUAAAGAUUUAUUAGGACUUGUAAGAAUUGACACGUUUGAUCCUAACAAACACGUGGUUUCAUUGGAGUCUCCCAAUGCUGUUGCAACUUUAGAAAGUUACAAAGACACUAUACUAGACAGCUUAAACAACUUUUAUCCAGAUGAUGAACCAAGAAUAUGGAAAAUACAAAACGUCCCAACCACAUCACGACGACGACUCUUAGCUGCAAGUUCAAGUGUUCUUGUAUAUGUCAUGGAUGGAAAGCAUCCCAAUACCCUGGAAGAUAUUACAUCUGAGAGAACCUUUAAAACAAGUGACUCGAUGAUGGGUACUUUAAGAAAAGAUCCCGCGAAUGAUGAACCUAUGGACGCGUUAAAAGGAAACGCCAAUUAUGAAAUCAUAUCAGUGAAUGGCCAUUCUGAACCACUCCGAAAGUCACCUGAUUCGGCUGAAAAUGAUAGUGACUUUAUCUCUUCUUUGGAGGGACAAAUUACACUAGGAGUAGUGGGACUUAUACUUUUACUUUUCCUUAUACUUAUUAUAGUGUUCAUAAUUUACAAGAAAAAGAAACGAGACCAACGAAGGAAGAAUGGAUCUUCUGAGAAUCUUGUAGGAGAUAUCAACAGAAAUGAAAGAUCCCAAGGAAUUAUCAUACCAAAAGGACUUGGUAAAGCCGGGCUUAAAAAAGAAAAAGUCGAAACAACAGAAUCGCCUACGAGCAGACCUUCUAGAAAAACGUCAAGAGGCCCUGUAGAUACAGCUUUACCGAAUAAUGAGAAAUCAAGUAGUAAAAAACGUACCGCGAGUGUUUCACCAGCACGCUUUUCACCAAUGUCACCAGCGACACCAGCAUCGACUCCUUCAAAAUCGGACAGCUUAGAUGUCACGAGGGAUAAUUCACCUAAAAGGAGUAGCCCCAAACCUGCAGAGAGAAGGCCGUUGCCGGCUUUAAAACAAGAGAAACAGCCGAGUACAAUUGAUCCAAACAAAACUGGAAACGGCAAAGAUGAUCAAGUCACCCCAGGCAUUGCCAAGAGAAAGAAUGGACCAAUCGUUCACCACGGCAAAGAAUAUGAUGGGGUUGGGUUUGAUGGAGACAAACAACAGCGGUAUGCAUAUAACACCAGGACGGGCAGUACCCUAUGGGUGGAUGAAAAGAAUGGUGGAAAGACAGGUGGUCAGAAAAAACCUGGCCAGCCAAUUACCGUGGUUAGUGCACCAAAAAGUGAAUUUAAACCUGACCUAACUACAAAUCGUUCAAUUGGAAUGAUUUCUCAAAAAUAAUUAAUUUGUUCAUGCUUUAGUAACAUUAAUUGAUCUUCAAACGCCAUCCAUAUAACAUCGGGUGGCCCAGAAAAUAAAACGAAUACACUAUUUAAAAGGAAAUAAUUGAAAAAGCCCUGUACAAAUUGUAGGUCCAUUACUCAAAUAGUGUUUAAGUGGUACGAAGGUCAAAUUAUGUUUUAACGGACUUAAAAGUCGCAUCACACUUGUUACCCUAGACUACAAAUGGCCAGUGUGACCCGUCGUGCGCUAAGCGCGUUUUCCAAACAGAAAUCGAAUUGCGUAUUUCUGUUUAGCUUAUUUCUACCCUCUUCAGUUCAUUUUCCGUAAAUUGUUUCCUGCGUCUUGCAUAAACCGUUUCUUAGAGGCUGUUCUAUCUAAAAUAGUGUACACCUUUUUUUCUGGGCCAACCGAUAUAUUGUUUCACUUCUUUCAUUUUCAUUAUAAAAUAUACGGUUUUUGAGUCGCUUUAUGUAUUUAAAACAUAACUAUAUAUUUGAAAAAUUAAAUAAAUCAAACUGAAUCCAGUUCACAGUUUUAUUUUUACCCAAACAAAAAUCAUACUAGCUUUUGAAGCUGCAGGGAUUUUUGUCAGUGGUGCAGAAAGAGGGUCUGGCAAAGAACGGCGUCUGGUUGUCGACUGUUAAUACGAUCAAAAUGUACAUCGACAUCCGUCUUUCCUCGAUUAUGAUAUUAAAGAAAUUGAUUAUUUUAUUUUCUUAAAAAUGCAUACUAAAGAUUUAAAAAAUCAUUGCCAGAAAAUUAAUGUUUUAUUUUUGACUUUGCAUCGAAAGUUUAGUUUUAAAGGAAACAUUCGUUAUGUGAAACGAAUUCGUUUAUUAUUUGGCUUGACAUUGAAACUUCCGAAUAAUGUGUAAAAUAUAUUAUCAUUUUAGAAUAAAUUCAUCUUUGUUGAUUUUACCUUUAACUAUUUCGUUUGUGUUAUAGUCUAUAAAUGCUAUAUUUUCUUAAAAGUGUGUACUUAAAUUAAAAUAAAAUUGUUGCAACUCAUUUUAAAAAUCGUUGCCAGAAAUGAAUUAAUGUGUUUUAUUUAAAAUAUAUUUUUGACUUUGCAUCCAAACUAUUUGAAAUUUAUAUAUAUGACAAGUAUAUACAUUUUAAAGUAAAAAUUCGGUAUGUGAAUUGAAUAAUGUAUUGUUUUCAAAACACAUCUUUUACUUGACAUUAAAACUCCCAAAAUGUGUUUUAUAAUUAUAUACUAUUAUUUUAGAACAAAUUCAUUUCUGGUUGAUUUUACCCAUUUCGUUUGUGUUAUAGACUAUAAAUGCUUUAUUUUUUCUUAAAAAUGCAUACUUAAGUUAAGAUAGUUGCUACACAAUUGCCAGAAAUGAAUAUAAUGUGUUUUAUUUAUCAUAUAUUUUUGAAUUUACAUCCGAACUGUUUGAAAUUAUUAUAUAUUACAGGUAUAUUUUCUUACAUAAUUAUUUGAAAUGAAUAUUUUACAAGUAUAGUUUCUAACAUUUUAAAGGAAACAUUCGUUAUGUGAAACGAAUUAAUUAUUGUUUUCAAAAUAUAUCUUUUACUUGACAUUGAAACUCCCGAAAUGUGUUAUAUAUUUAUUAUUUUAGAAUAAAUUCAUUUCUUGUUGAUUUUACCGUUAACUGUUUCGUUUGUUGUUAUAGACUAUGUAGUAUAAAUGGAGAUUUCUACAAGUGUGUCGUUACUUACAUUCGAAUAUACAAGUUUUAUCUUAUUGAAUAGAAAGAUUAUGGGCCAUAAAUAUGUGAACAAUGCGAUCAUUAUACGUCUUCUGAAAGACGUGUUAUAGUGUUGCCAAAUUUUAGUCAUUUUAGGUCAGGUCAAAAAGUAAAUAAAAGUAUUAUAUUGAUCAAGCAAAUUAAUAAAUAAACCAUAGAACGAUA
Messenger RNA from Patella vulgata (common limpet), 8885 nucleotides. RefSeq names its product protocadherin Fat 4. Gene Ontology annotation, molecular function: calcium ion binding. NCBI's taxonomy places the organism in Eukaryota, Metazoa, Mollusca, Gastropoda, Patellidae. Gene Ontology annotation, biological process: homophilic cell-cell adhesion. The record is from RefSeq and is a predicted model, not a curated record. Gene Ontology annotation, cellular component: plasma membrane. Bases 157 to 7002 code for a protein of 2281 amino acids. The transcript is spliced from 20 exons.